Dentiscutata erythropus is the source of this 174-nucleotide messenger RNA. The record is from the annotation of a GenBank genome assembly. Lineage: Eukaryota; Fungi; Glomeromycota; Glomeromycetes; Diversisporales; Gigasporaceae.
GCAUUAAAUACCCUUGCUAGCUCUUAUAAUGAUCUUAAUCAAUAUGCUAUUUCUCAUAAUCAAUGGGCUACUUUGGAUAAAAUUGUUAAAUUCCUUGAACCAUUUAAAGACCUUACAAUUAAAAUGUUAUCUUAUAGCUUCCUGGAUUAUUCCUCUUUUCAACAUUAUCCUUAA